ACCUAUGCUCGCGGGUUCUUAGGCCAAGUGACGUGGCCUUCAAGUUCCGAAUCGUCUGCCACAUGCGUCUUCCCUUCAUUAUUCGUUUCUUCCUUUUCGUCUUCACACGCCGAUCGUGUUUUCGUCCAUUUUGCUUUCUUUGUGAUUGUCAAGAUCAUCCUUGAAAUGUUUAUACGAUAAAACGUCGAGAUGUUAGAGGAUCAGGUGGCAUACCUCUUGCAGAGGUACCUUGGCAAUUAUGUGAGGGGCCUCAACAAAGAAGCCCUCAAAAUCAGUGUCUGGCAAGGUGAUGUGGAGCUUAAGAAUAUGCAGCUCAAGCCUGAGGCUCUAAAUGCUUUAAAAUUGCCAGUAAAGGUUAAGGCAGGGUUUCUUGGUUCAGUCAAACUUAAGGUUCCAUGGAGUAGGCUUGGUCAAGAUCCAGUUUUAGUGUAUUUGGAUCGCAUUUUCUUAUUGGCUGAACCUGCAACUCAAGUUGAGGGAUGUAGUGAGGACGCUGUCCAGGAAGCCAAGAAGAGCCGAAUACAGGAGAUGGAAAUGAAACUUUGGGAGAAGUCACAGCAGUUAAAAUCAGAGAUGAAUAAAUCUUGGCUGGGUUCCCUCAUCAGCACCAUAAUUGGAAACUUAAAGCUUUCAAUUUCCAAUAUUCACAUCAGAUAUGAGGAUUUUGAGAGCAAUCCCGGGCAUCCAUUUGCAGCGGGUGUUAGGUUGGAGAAGCUCUCAGCUGUGACAGUUGAUGACACUGGGAAAGAGACUUUUAUUACUGAUGAUGCACUUGAUUGCAUUCAAAAGUCUGUUGAACUUGAUCGGCUUGCAGUUUAUUUGGAUUCAGAUAUUUUUCCAUGGCAUGUCAGCAAGCCAUGGGAGGAUUUGCUUCCUUCAGAGUGGUUUCAGGUAUUUAAAUUUGGCACCAAAGAAGGGAAGCCAGCUGAUUAUGCAUUGAGGGAGCACUCAUACAUUCUGCAGCCAGUGACCGGCCAAGCAAAAUACUCCAAAUUGCGACCAAGGGAAGUUGCUCAAAGCAAUGAACCUUUACAUAAAGCUGUGGUGAAUUUGGAUGAUGUUACAAUCUGCUUAUCUAAGGAUGGAUACAGGGAUAUACUGAAGUUAGCAGACAACUUGGCUGCGUUCAACCAACGCCUGAAAUAUGCUCAUUAUCGUCCACUAGUCAUGGUUAAAGCUGAUCCAAGAUCUUGGUGGAUUUAUGCUUAUAAAGCUGUCUCUGACCAGAUGAAGAAAGCAAGUGGAAAGAUGUCAUGGGAGCAGGUUCUGAGACAUGCAAGCCUAAGGAAGAGAUAUCUAUCUCUAUAUGCUUCACUGCUAAAAUCUGACCCCACUCAGGUGACAAUUAGUAACAACAAAGAAAUUGAGGAAUUGGAUCGUGAACUCGAUAUUGAACUUAUAUUGCAAUGGAGAAUGUUGGCUCAUAAGUUUGUGGAGCAAUCAGCGGAAUCAGGUCUUAAUGCAAGGAAACAGAAGGCGGGGAAAUCUUGGUGGUCAUUUGGAUGGACCAGUCAAUCUCCUAGAGAGCAAAAUGAGGCAUUUCAUUUCAGCGAAGAAGACUGGAACCGGUUAAAUAAAAUAAUUGGGCAUAAGGAAGGUGAUGAUGGGCUAUCAGUUACAAGUAGCAAGGUGGAUGCUCUUCAUACUUUCUUAAUAAUUCACAUGAAACAUAAUGCUUCAAAGCUUAUAGGGGAAGCCAAAGAGCUUGUCGCUGAAUUAUCAAGUGAAGAUCUCAGGUGCUCUAUAAAGCUCUAUCCAGAAACGAAGGUAUUUGAUAUGAAGUUGGGCUCAUACAAAUUAUCAUCGCCAAAGGGUCCCCUUGCAGAGAGUGCAGCUUCGUAUGACUCGUUAGUUGGUGUUUUCUGUUAUAAACCUUUUGAUAAGAAAGUGGAUUGGAGCAUGGUUGCCAAAGCUUCUCCAUGUUACAUGACUUAUUUGAAGGAAAGCGUUGAUCAAAUUCUAAAUUUCUUUGAAAGUAGUAGUGCAGUAAGUCAGACCAUAGCACGGGAAACUGCAGCUGCUGUGCAGAUGACGAUUGAUGAAGUAAAGCGCACUGCUCAGCAGCAAAUGAACAGAGCGUUGAAGGACCAUGCUAGGUUUUCAUUGGACUUGGAUAUUGCAGCUCCAAAGAUUACAAUUCCCACUGAUUUUUGUCCUGACAAUACCCAUGCCACAAAACUUCUGCUGGACCUUGGGAACUUGGUGAUUCGUGCACAGGAUGACUGUCAACAGGAGUCAGAUGAGAAGAAUAUGUACUUGCAGUUUGAUUUAGUUUUAAGUGAUGUGUCAGCAUUUUUUGAUGGUGACUAUUACUGGGGACAACCUCCACUAAAUAAGUCAGUCUAUGAUGGCAAUUGUUUUUUUCAAAUCAUUGACAAGUGUGGAGUCAUCUUACAUCUUCAACAGAUUCGGUCGAAGACUCCAUAUUAUCCUUCAACACGUCUUGCUGUGCAGCUGCCCUCAUUAGGCUUUCACUUUUCUCCUGCUCGUUAUCAUCGACUGAUGCAGGUGAUAAAGAUCUUUGAGGGGGAGGAUGAUGAGGGAUCAAAGUUCCUUCACCCUUGGGAUCAGGCUGACCUUGAGGGGUGGUUGUCUCUUCUUACAUGGAAGGGUGUGGGAAGUAGGGAAGCUGUAUGGCAAUUACGAUACUUCCGCUUAGUUGGACGUUUUCUUUAUGUGCUUGAAAGCCCUGACUCUAAAUCUUACAAGCAGUAUACAAGCCUACGUGGGAAACAGAUUUAUCAGGUCCCCCCUGAGUAUGUCGGUAAUGCAGAGCAUGUUUUGGCUGUCUGUUAUCCUACACGAUCCAACAGUAAGGUCGUGGAGGACGCAAAUGCUUUGAUAUUACGUUGUGAAUCUGAUGAUUCAAGGAAGACCUGGCAAAGGCGCAUACAAGGGGCUAUUUAUCACGCAUCGGAUUCUGCUCCUAUUGCUGGUCUAUCAGACACCUCUUCAGAUGAUGAUGAUGUGGAAUUAGAACAUGAUGAUCAGGGUGCGACUGAUAUAACGAUUGCUGAGAGAUUAUUUGUAACAGGCAUUCUUGAUGAAUUGAAAGUUUGCUUCAGUUAUAGCUAUCAGCCUGAACAGAGCUUAAUGAAGAUUCUUUUAACUGAAGAGAAGCGUUUAUUUGAAUUUCGUGCAAUAGGUGGCCAGGUGGAGCUCUCCAUCAGAGAGAACGACAUUUUCAUUGGUACAAUCUUGAAGUCCUUGGAAAUAGAAGAUUUAGUUAGCUGUGAUAUGUCUGGCCCUUGUUAUUUGGCAAGAUCAUUUAUUGGGACUGCAGAUGCAUAUUCAUCUUUUUAUGAUUCAAUGAGAAAAGGUGUUGAAAUUCAUGAUUUAACUCCUACUGAAACUGAUGAUAAGUUCUAUGAGGCUCCUGAUACUUUGGCAGAUGUUGAUUAUCCUUUACAAUCCCCCCGAUUCACAUCUGACUGCUUGUCAAGUUCCCAGAGUCAGAUCCCAUCUAGAUGUUUAUCAUCAAAAUGCCCAGGGUUUACACGCAUUUCUGGUCUGCUACCUUGUGAGGCUCGAACUAAUAGAACAAAGGAAAUUGAACCUGGUGACACAUUGGAGAGUUUUAUAAAAGCACAAAUUAUUAUCUAUGAUCAGAACUCUCCCAGAUAUAAUAAUAUAGAUAAGCAGGUGAGGGUGACUUUGGCUACCUUGACCUUUUUUUGUCGGAGACCAACAAUCCUGGCCAUUAUGGAAUUUAUUAAUUCUAUCAGCAUUGACGAUGAAAGCCUUACCACUGAAAGUUCUAAAACAGCUAUCGUGAAACAUAAUGAAUCAAGGGAUGUGGAUGAUCUGCAUUCCGCUACCUUUGAGGAACUGGCCAUUAAGGGUUUGCUUGGAAAAGGAAAAUCCAGGACUAUAUUCAAUCUGACACUGAAGAUGGACCAGGCUCAAAUCCAUUUAAUAAACGAAAGUCAAAUCAAACUUGCUAGUUUGUCACAGGAGAAUUUGUUUACAGAUAUCAAGGUGUUUCCUUCCUCCUUUAGUAUCAAAGCUGCUCUUGGGAAUCUAAGAAUAAGCGACGAUAGUCUGUCUAGUGGUCAUUUGUAUUACUGGGCUUGCGAUAUGAGAAACCCUGGUGGCAGUUCUUUUGUGGAGUUGGAGUUCACUUCCUUUUGCAAAGAUGAUGAAGAUUAUGAAGGUUAUGAUUAUAGCCUUUUUGGGGAGCUUUCAGAAGUGCGCAUUGUUUAUUUGAAUCGAUUUGUACAGGAGGUUGUUGGUUAUUUUAUGGGUCUUGUUCCAAAUGGUCCAAAAGGCGUUGUGAAAUUAACAGAUCAAGUGACUAAUUCUGAGAAGUGGUUUCAAGCAAGUGAGAUUGAAGGAUCACCAGCUAUGAAGUUGGAUCUUUCUCUUAGGAAGCCUAUAAUAUUAAUGCCUCGGAGAACAGACAGCCUUGACUUCUUGAGGCUUGACAUAGUUCAGAUAACUGUCAAGAACACCUUUGAAUGGGUUGGUGGAGGUAAAAGUGAAAUGAAUUCAAUACACUUGGAAACUUUGAUGGUCCAGGUUGAAGACAUUAAUUUAAAUGUUGGAACCGGAGAAGAGUUAAGUGAAAGCAUAAUUCAGGAUGUGAAUGGGCUAUCUGUGAUAAUUCGUAGGUCACUUCGUGACUUGUUACAUCAAUUGCCAAGUAUUGAAGUGAUUAUUAAGAUUGGAGAGUUGAAAGCGGCAAUGUCAAAUAAUGAAUAUAAAAUCAUUACUGAGUGUGCGGUGUCUAACACUUCUGAGCCGCCAGUUAUUCCCCCAGCAUUAAAUCAAUAUUCAGUCACGUCUUCCAUUGAUGCAACAGGGGAUGUUCCUCAGGACACUGAUGAUGUUAAUUCAGGGACCUCAUUGGCUGAAGCAUUUGUUUCACUGAAAGUCUCUGUUUCCAUUAAACUGGUUGAACUAAGCUUGUAUAUGGGAGUAACCCGAGAUGCAUCUCUGGCUACAUUGCAGGUCAGUGGUGCAUGGCUACUGUACAAAUCUAGUACAUCAGGGGAGGGAUUUCUCUCAGCAACACUUAAAGGAUUCAGUGUUUUUGAUGAUCGUGAGGGGGUUGAACAAGAGUUUCGAUUAGCGAUAGGAAGGCCUGGGAAUUUUGGGGCCAGUUCACCAAAUACACUUGGAUUUGAGCAUGAGCAGGACUCCUCAGUUGACAGUAACAUGAGACAGGGAGAUAGUUUUGAGCCUGUUCCCACAAUGUUGAUUGUUGAUGUGAAAUUUAGUCAGUUAGCAACAUUUGUUACUUUAUGUGUUCAGAGGCCUCAGUUGCUUGUUGCACUUGAUUUUCUUCUUGCUGUAGUUGAGUUCUUUGUUCCAUCAGUCAGCAGUAUGCUAUCCUAUGAGGAAGAUGACAGCUCUCACAUUGUCAAUGCUAUCUUCUUGGAUCAGUUCAUUUACAGGCAACCUUGCCAUGAAUUCUCUCUCUCUCCACAAAAGCCCUUAAUAGUUGAUGAUGAAAAUUAUGAUCAUUUCAUUUAUGAUGGUGGCGGUGGAACCUUAUAUUUAAAAGAUGCGCAGGGUUUCAAUCUUGCAGCACCUAGUUCAAAAGCUUUAAUAUAUGUGGGAAAUGGGAAGAAAUUGCAAUUCAAAAAUGUUGUUAUCAAGGAUGGGCAGCACUUGGAUUCUUGUGUUUUUCUUGGAGCUAAUAGUAGCUAUUCAGUUUUAAUGGAUGAUCAUGUCUAUUUGGAAGCAUUACAAGAAAGUCAUCACCAAAGUGCUCUUGGAGGAAGUGUUAAUGGAGUACCUUGUCUGAAUAAUGGAAUUAGUAAUUCUACUGAGUUCAUAAUUGAGUUGCAGGCUGUUGGUCCAGAACUGACCUUCUAUAACACAUCUAAAGAUGCUGGUGAUUUAUUAUACCUCUCUAAUAAACUCCUGCAUGCACAGCUGGAUGCAUUUUGUAGGCUUGUCUUGAAGGGUAACAAUACAGAGAUGAGUGCAGACAUUCUUGGUUUGACAAUGGAGAGUAAUGGAAUCAUUAUUUUGGAGCCAUUUGAUACCACUUUGAAGUACUCAAACACUUCUGGGAAGACCAAUAUACAUUUACAUGUUUCAGAUAUAUUUAUGAAUUUCACAUUCAGUAUCUUGACACUUUUUUUGGCUGUGGAAGAUGAUGUUUUAUCAUUUUUAAGGAUGACAUCAAAGAAAGUGACAAUUGUUUGCUCUCACUUUGAUAAAGUUGGAACGAUAACGAAUACUCUUACUGACCAAACAUAUGCCUUUUGGAGGCCUCAUGCUCCCCCUGGUUUUGCUGUACUGGGUGACUACCUUACACCAUUAGACAAGCCACCGGCAAAAGGAGUUCUUGCAGUAAAUACCAAUUCAAUAAGAGUCAAGAAACCCAUUAAUUUCAAAUUAAUUUGGCCACCUUCAGCUUCUAGGAGCAUGGCUGGUAAAGGAUUGGAUAAUUCUGAAUUGUCACCAAGUGGUGCCGAAAGUGAGGGAGAUGAUUGCUGUUCCAUUUGGUUCCCUGAAGCUCCCAAUGGUUAUGUCGCUCUUGGCUGUGUAGUUACUCAUGGAAGAGCACCCCCUCCUUUAUCUUCAGCAUUUUGCAUCCCAUCUUCAUCUGUCUCUCCAUGUUCUUUGAGAGACUGCAUCAUGAUCAGCAGUACUGAUAUACAAUCAUCAGAUGUGGCAUUUUGGAGAGUGGAUAAUUCUGUUGGCACUUUUUUGGCAGCAGAUCCCAGUAAGCAUAAUUUACUGGGUAAAGCUUAUGAAUUACGUCACAUAAAAUAUGAUUUUCUUAAGGUGUCCCCAGCAGCAUCAAGAAGCUGGAAUAUCCAAGGUCCAUCUGAUGGGCAUCAAACCUUGCUAUCUGACGAGUCUGCUGAUGCAAACUCUAAUAGACGUUUUGAGCCUGUUGCAAGCUUCCAAUUAAUAUGGUGGAAUCAGGGAUUAAACCCAAGAAAAAGGUUAUCCAUAUGGCGUCCAGUUGUUCCAGAUAGGAUGGUUUAUUUUGGCGAUGUAGCUGUUAAAGGGUUUGAGCCUCCAAACACCUGCAUUGUUCUUCAUGAUUCCAGAGAUGAAGAUCUUUUUAAAGCCCCCCAAGAUUUUCAGCUUGUUGGACAGAUCAAGAAGCAGAGAGGAAUGGAAAGCAUAACAUUCUGGCUUCCUCAAGCUCCCCCUGGCUAUGUAUCCUUGGGUUGUGUUGCAUGCAAAGGGAAACCAAAGCAAAAUGAAUUUGACAAAUUAAGAUGCAUACGCAGUGAUCUGGUCACUGGAGAUCAAUUUUUGGAAGAGAGUUUGUGGGAUACAUCCGAAGCUAAGCAUACAACAGAGUCAUUUAGUAUAUGGGCGGUUGGCAAUGAGUUGGGGACCUUUAUUGUCCGAAGUGGUUUAAAAAAGCCCCCAAGAAGGUUUGCUUUAAAGCUAGCAGAUUCCAGUGUUCCAAGUGGCUCAGAUGCUACAAUAAUUGAUGCUGGAAUUGGGAGCUUCUCAAUUGCACUUUUUGAUGACUAUGGUGGCUUGAUGGUUCCAUUGUUCAAUGUAUCUUUGGUUGGUGUAUCAUUUAGUCUGCAUGGAAGGACUGAGUAUUUGAAUUGCACUGUCAGUUUCUCUUUGUCCGGCAGAUCUUAUAAUGAUAAGUAUGAAGCCUGGGAACCUCUUGUGGAGCCAGUAGAUGGAUUCUUAAGGUACCAAUAUGACCUUAAUGCUCCAGGUGCAGCUUCCCAGUUACGUUUCACAGCAACUAGAGAUCUGAAUUUAAAUGUUUCAGUUUCUAAUGCAAAUAUGAUCAUUCAAGGUUAUGCAAGCUGGAAUAACCUUAGCCAUUCCCAAGAAUAUUGCAAAAAUAGAGAUUCAUUUUCUCCAACUUAUGGUAGAAACUCUAUACUUGACUCUCUCCGAGAGAGAAAUUAUUACAUAGUCCCACAAAACAAGCUUGGUCAAGAUAUUUAUAUUCGUGCUACUGAAGGAAGGGGUCUUCAGAGCAUAAUACAAAUGCCAUCUGGAGAUAUGAAGGCUGUGAAAGUUCCCGUGUCUAAAAAUAUGCUAGAUUCUCACUUGAAGGGUAGGCUCCGUAGAAAGCUUAAAAGAAUGGUGACAGUCAUCAUUGCAGAUGCGCAGUUUCCCAGAGUUAAUGGCUCUGCUUUGCAGCAAUAUACUGUGGCAAUCCGCCUUGCCCCUGAUCAAAGCCUAUCUAAUGAAGCAUUUCUUCACCAACAAAGUUCUCGCACUUGUGCAAGCAGCCCAUAUCAGUUAUUGCCUCCAGAUCUUGAAGUAGUCGAGUGGAAUGAAAUAUUUUUCUUCAAAGUUGAUUCCCUGGACUAUUACUCAUUGGAAUUAAUUGAAGAUAUGAGUAGAGGUGCUCCCGUAGGAUUCUUUUCAGUAUCCUUGAACCAGAUCGCAAGGACUAUUGAGGACUUCUCAUUCCCCCACAAUUUUGCUAAUAAGUUGGACUGGAUAGAUUUAUCUGCAGAAAACUCCAUAAGUUUUCAGGAUGAAUAUCAUAAAUCUCCUGGGAAAUUACGCUGUGCUGUACUAGUACAACCCUCUGAAGUUGAGAAUGACUGUCAACUGUCCACUUCUGAAGACCAUCAAUCUGGGUUUAUUCAAAUUAGUCCUAGCAAGGAAGGUCCUUGGACUACUGUGAGGCUAAACUACUCUGCACCUGCUGCUUGUUGGCGGCUAGGCAAUGAUGUGGUUGCUAGUGAAGUUAGUGUGAAGGAUGGCAACAGAUAUGUGAAUAUUAGAUCUCUAGUUUCUGUUCAUAACAACACAAAUAUUGUGCUUCAUUUGUGCCUCACGUCCCAAACUUCCUGUGAAAAGAAUAAUGUGCUAAGCAAUUCAAAUAAUUCUGAACGGGUGCAAAUAGAAGGAAACCUAGUUCAGACAGAAGAGUAUUUUGAAACUGAAAAGUAUGACCCACAGAUUGGUUGGAUUGGUUGCUCAUUUCAUCCUGGACAGGGUACGUCAGAAGGGGGAGAUUUCCAUCAGGCUUUUUCUGGAGUUGAUCUUCCCUUAGGUUGGAAUUGGAUUGAUGAUUGGCAUUUGGAUAUGACAUCAACCAAUAGUGAUGGCUGGGUCUAUGCUCCUGAUGUCAAGAGUUUGAGAUGGCCCGAAUCGUUUGAGCCAAAGGAAUCUGUUAACUCUGCAAGGCAAAGAAAAUGGGUUAGAAGCAGGAUGUUGAUAGCAGAUGAUCUGAAGCAGGAAAUAUCCAUUGGGCUUCUUCAACCUGGUGAAACUGUACCACUUCCUCUUUCUGUCUUGACACAAUCUGAUCGAUAUUUCUUGCAGCUAAGGCCUUGGGAUUCUGCGAACCCCAACAACUACACUUGGAGCUCUCUAUUGGAUGGGUCUACUCAACCAGACAAUGCUGGUAAGCUGAAACAAAUGUCAAGGAUAUGUGUUUCAGCUCUUUCAGAGUCAGAAGAACUACUGUGUUGCAGUGAGAUAAAUGGAACCUCAGGGAGUUCCCAUAAAUUGUGGUUCUGUGUAAGCAUACAAGCAACAGAGAUUGCGAAAGAUAUCCACUCUGAUCCCAUUCAUGAUUGGCAUUUGGUAGUCAAGUCUCCACUAAUGAUCAGCAAUUUUCUUCCCCUUGCUGCUGAGUAUUCUGUUCUUGAGAUGCAACCAAAUGGUCACUUUUUUGGAUGCUCAAGAGGAAUAUUAUUAUCUGGAAAAUCCAUGCAGAUAUACAGUGGUGAUAUCAGGAAACCAUUGUUCUUAUCACUGCUGCCACAAAGGGGUUGGCUGCCUAAGCAUGAGGCUGUUCUCAUAUCCCACCCUCAAGGAAUUCCAUCUAAGACAUAUAGUUUGAGAAGCUCAGUAUCUGGAAGGGUUGUGCAAGUCAUUAUUGAGCAAAAUUAUGACAAAGAACACCCGGUGCUGGCCAAGACAAUCAGAGUCUAUGCUCCUUACUGGUUUGGAGUUGCUAGAUGUCCCCCACUCAGGUACAGGAUUCUGGAUAUGGCAGGAAAAAAAAGUACACAAAAGAUUGCUGCUCGAUUUCAAUCAAACAAGAAAAAUGAAUCAAUCCUUGAGGAAAUAACUGAAGAGGAAAUCUAUGAAGGCUACACAAUUGCAUCUGCUCUGAACUUUAAUAUAUUGGCUCUUUCAGUGGCUGUUGCUCAAACAGGCAAUGAGCAAUUUGGUCCUUUUAAAGAUCUUACUCCUCUUGGAGAUAUGGAUGGAUCAAUGGAUAUACAUGCUUAUGAUGCUGAGGGAAAUUUCUUGAGGCUUUUCAUUUCUACAAAACCGUGCCCCUAUCAAUCUGUUCCCACCAAGGUAAUUACUGUUCGACCAUUCAUGACCUUUACUAAUAGACUUGGUCAAGAUAUAUUCCUCAAGUUAAGCAAUGAAGAUGAACCAAAAGUUUUGCACUCUUCUGAUUCAAGAAUUUCCUUUGUGUAUCAUGGAACUGGUGGACCUGAAAAACUCCAGGUGCGAUUAGAAGAUACCAAUUGGUCAUUUCCAAUUCAAAUUUCGAGAGAGGACACAAUUACCAUAGUUUUGAGGAGAUAUGAUGGUAAUCUUGAAUUUUUGAAAACUGAAAUUCGCGGAUAUGAAGAAGGAUCACGUUUUAUUGUUGUAUUCCGCCUGGGGUCAACUGAUGGUCCAAUCAGAUUUGAGAACAGAACAAGAAGCAAAGAACUUCGUAUUCGGCAAUCUGGAUUUGGUGAAGAUGCCUGGGUUCAGUUGCAGCCUCUUUCAACAACAAAUUUUUCUUGGGAAGAUCCAUAUGGCCAAAAGGAUUUGGAUGUUAAGCUUUGUACAAGCUCUAGUUCUUCAGUUUGGAAGCUUGAUUUAGGGAGGACUGGAUCAUGUUGUGCAGAAUUCGGAUUGCAACUUCAUGUAACUGAAGAAAGAGAUAAGACAAUUGCCAAAUUUAGGGAUGAUGGCAAUCUUAAUUCGAGUUCAUAUGAAGAGAUAACAGGCCCAAUGCCUGGUGACAGUUGGCGAGUUUCUGGUGGACAAGCUGAAAUGCAGACCAGUGCUACACCUUUUGAACUCUUGGUUGAGUUGGGAGUGGUCGGAAUAUCUAUUGUGGACCAUCGACCUAAGGAACUCUCCUAUUUGUACUUGGAAAGAGUCCUCUUAUCAUAUUCGACUGGCUUUGAUGGUGGAAGGACAAGCAGGUUCAAGCUCAUGCUUGGUUAUUUGCAAUUGGACAACCAACUCCCUCUAACAGUAAUGCCUGUCCUCUUGGCGCCAGAGCAGGCCCCUGAUGUGCAACACCCAGUAUUCAAGAUGACAAUUAUAAUGCAGGAUGGGAGUAGAGAUGGAGUUCAAGUUUAUCCAUAUAUUUACAUACGGGUUACUGAUCGGUGCUGGCGGCUUGAUAUUCAUGAACCUAUUAUCUGGGCUUUUAUGGAUUUCUACAACAAUCUACGGCUAGAUCGUUUCCCAAAAAGUUCUACUGUGACAGAAGUUGAUCCAGAGAUACGUUUUGAUCUAAUAGACGUGUCAGAAAUACGGCUAAAGUUAUCGCUAGAGACAGCUCCGGGACAGAGACCUCAUGGGGUCCUUGGCAUAUGGAGUCCUGUCCUCUCGGCCAUUGGAAAUGCCUUCAAGAUUCAGGUGCACCUGAGGAGGGUGAUGCACAGAGACAGAUUCAUGCGGAAAAGUUCUAUCAUUCCUGCCAUUGGAAGCCGUAUUUGGAGAGAUUUGAUUCAUAAUCCUUUGCAUUUAAUAUUUUCUGUAGAUGUACUAGGUAUGACAAGUUCAACACUGGCUUCUCUCAGCAGAGGGUUUGCUGAGCUUUCAACAGAUGGACAGUUUCUGCAAUUACGUGCAAAGCAGGUAAGGUCAAGGAGAAUCACUGGGGUGGGGGACGGGAUCAUUCAGGGAACAGAAGCCCUUGCCCAAGGUGUUGCUUUUGGGGUGUCUGGCGUACUAAGGAAGCCUGUAGAGAGUGCUAGAGAGAAUGGUCUUCUUGGAUUGGCUCAUGGACUUGGACGUGCCUUUUUAGGUUUUAUUGUGCAACCAGUAAGUGGUGCACUAGAUUUUUUCUCAUUGACUGUUGAUGGAAUUGGUGCAAGUUGUUCCAAAUGUUUAGAGAUUUUCCACAGCAAGGCCAGCUUCCAGAGAAUCAGAAAUCCCCGGGCUAUACGGGCUGAUGGGGUGCUUAGAGAAUAUUGUGAGAGAGAGGCUAUUGGCCAGAUGGUGCUUUACCUGGGAGAGGCUAGUCGGCAUUUUGGUUGCACUGAGAUUUUCAAAGAGCCCUCAAAAUUUGCUCUGUCUGAUUAUUACGAAGAGCAUUUUAAUGUGCCUUACCAGAGAAUUUUUUUGGUCACCAAUAAACGAGUCAUGUUGCUGCAGUGCCUGGCACCAGACAAGAUGGAUAGAAAACCUUGUAAGAUAAUGUGGGAUGUGCCUUGGGAUGAGCUGAUGGCGCUGGAGUUGGCAAAAGCAGGAAGCAACCAUCCAUCUCACUUGAUCCUCCAUCUGAAAAAUUUCCGGAAAUCAGAAGGUUUUGUUCGAGUCAUCAAGUGCAGUGCUGUAGAAGAAUUUGAUGGAAGAGAACCACAAGCAGUGAAGAUAUGUUCAGCGGUGCGUCGAACAUGGAAGACAUAUCAGUGUGAUCUGAAAAGCUUGAUUUUGAAAGUACCUUCAAGUCAGAGACGUGUAUAUUUUGCAUGGAGUGAAGCUGACAGGAGAGAACCACGCAUCCCCAACAAGCCCGUUAUUAGUUCAAGAGAGCUCUUAUCUCAUGCCACUGUUCCUGAGGAUAGGAGAUUUAUUAAGCGCAGUAUCACAUUUUCAAAGAUCUGGAGCAGUGAACAAGAAUACAAAGGUCGAUGUUCACUCUGUAGAAAACAGAUCUCACAAGAUGGUGGAAUAUGCAGCAUCUGGAGACCAACCUGUCCUGAUGGCUAUGCACAUAUCGGAGAUAUUGCUCAUGUUGGCAUCCAUCCACCAAAUGUUGCUGCUGUGUACCGCAAGAUUGAUGUUUUCAGCCUGCCCAUGGGGUACGACCUGGUGUGGCGAAAUUGCAUGGAUGACUAUGUUAAUCGAGUGUCAAUUUGGCCGCGCGCUCCUGACGGAUUUGUUUCUCCGGGUUGUGUUGCUGUUGCUGGUUAUACGGAACCGGAGCCUGAUCUCGUAUACUGUGUUGCUGAGUCGCUUGUCGAGGAGGCACAAUUUGAAGACCAAAAGAUCUGGUCUGCACGUGACUCAUACCCAUGGGCCUGUCAUAUAUAUCAAGUCCAGAGUGACGCUUUGCUUGUUGCUCUCAGACAAAGCAAGGAGGAAUCUGAUUGGAAGCCCACGAGGAUCCGAGACGAUCCCCUUGGUCGCUUGCAAAUAGAGUAAUCUUCAUAGUCUAAACUAGGAGAGGACUCAUUACAGAUUUCAAUGUUUCCCCGAGAACAUCGCCAUGUAAGUUAUUCGAGAUGAUCAUGAAAAGCGGUGUUUUUGCUUAUUCGAGAAAAGAUUUUGGUGGGAUUAGUACGUUAUCGCGCUCUGCUCCUUUCAGUGGUGCUGGUAAGUGAUUGCCGUGACUUCUGUGUCACCGUUAGUGCCCUUAACAACGUCGCUGAUUGAUAUAUUACUCAAUGACUCAACUAUACUGUGGCCCGUGGGAAUAACCAAAAAUGAAGGACGAGCCGAUCGGCGAUUAUUGAUGAAGCCUGAUGAUAUAUGUCGAAUGAUGGGAUAGUAUAGACUUUGUCGCUGAUUAUGAGGACAAUUUUUUUUAUGUAUACGUAACUUCUCUUUUCAAUUAUUUUGUGAUUAUAUUUUUUUCGAUUUGUAAUUUGUUUUGCUAUUUACAUUAUUAUACAUAAAAUUUCUCUUCUUGCAA
This is a messenger RNA of Prosopis cineraria, 13735 nucleotides long. RefSeq lists its product as uncharacterized. NCBI's taxonomy places the organism in Eukaryota, Viridiplantae, Streptophyta, Magnoliopsida, Fabales, Fabaceae. Gene Ontology annotation, biological process: protein targeting to vacuole; protein retention in Golgi apparatus. Gene Ontology annotation, cellular component: extrinsic component of membrane. The record is from RefSeq and is a predicted model, not a curated record.